ACCUCUCCUUUUUUUCUCGCGUCCAUCUCUUUUAUAAGCUUUUUUAUUUUUUUCUCUUCUAAUAAGUUCCAACUAAACGGUCCCAUACUCUCUCUGAAAUCAUACACCAUGUUUCUGAGAAGCUCCUCAACACCAAUCUCGAACUCAUGGCUGCCUCACUCGAAGGACUCAUCAUCCCCAGAGUCUGACCAAGUUCUCCAGCUUCAAAGAACCAGAUCAGUUUCCUUAACAACUGCAUCAUCAUCUUUUCAUUCUCUCACUGAUGUCUCUACAAAGAAGCUGACCCGAGACUCAUCAGAAUCAGACUUCCUGACCCCACCAAAGCCCAAAAAGAAGAACCCCAUAUCUCAUAACCUUAAAAAACAACCAAAACUCACAGUCAAAGAAAGUGAUGAGAUGGAACAAGAGCUAAAACCCAAUUCAAUAUCAUCAUCAUCUUCUUCAAUUCAGAGACUUUUUUCAAGCUCUGGGUUGGGUGAGAGUGUUUUGGAUGAUGAGGGUUCUCCUACGGGGAAAAAAGAUAGUAUUUUGCAGACUCUGGUUGUGGGUGGUGGAGUUGGGAGCAAUGGUGGUAGGAUUUGUGGUGGUGGUGGUGGUGGUGGUGGUGGGAGAGGAUCAGAUGGUGGAGAUGGAGGUGAUGUUGGUGGUUCAGGGUUUUUUGAAAGUAAUGAUCAUGGUAGUGAUAGCACUGAUGCUUACUACCAAAAUAUGAUUGAAGCAAACCCUGGCAAUGCACUUUUGCUCGGAAACUAUGCAAAAUUCUUGAAAGAGGUUCGUGGAGAUUUUGGAAAAGCAGAGGAGUAUUGUGGAAGAGCAAUUCUGGCUAACCCAAGUGAUGGAAAUGUCUUGUCUCUUUAUGCUGAUUUGAUAUGGCAAACAAAUAAGGAUGCUGAUCGAGCUGAGAUUUAUUUUGAUCAAGCUGUUAAAACUGCCCCAGACGAUUGUUAUGUCUUAGCUUCAUAUGCUCGGUUUCUUUGGGAUGCUGAAGAGGAAGAGGAAGAGGAGGAGGAUGAAGAGAAUCAACAUGGAACUGAGCACAGUUAUCCACCACAUAUAUUGCUAGGAGCGUCUCACCAUUCUCCUUUAACUGCAGCUUCUUAAUAUUAACUCUUCAACUCUUGCAAUAUAAAAUAUUAGCUCGAGGUCAUGUAACAUAGUAGCUAAGAAAUAAUUAACAUUAUCCCUUUCUUGUAAUUUUUGGGUAAGUAGUGAACUUUCCUACUGCAA
Molecule: messenger RNA, 1227 nt
Organism: Quercus robur (English oak)
Lineage: Eukaryota; Viridiplantae; Streptophyta; Magnoliopsida; Fagales; Fagaceae
Exons: 3
Coding region: 109-1101 (330 amino acids)
Molecular function (GO): protein binding
Source: RefSeq, a predicted model, not a curated record